AUGCAUUAUUUACAAGCGACAAUGAAUCCUCUCUCGAGGAUAAUGAUCUCCCUUAAGUUGAUCCGCUCAUACAGCCAGUUUACGAACAAUAAACCGGCUAAUCUGAUCAGAAGUGAAUUUUUAGAUUAUUUUAUGAAGGAUUUAAAUCACAGCUUUAUUCGCUCCAGUCCCGUCUCUCCAAUCACCGACCAGUCCUUGGCGUUUAUUAAUGCUGGCAUGAAUCAAUUUAAAGGUAUUUUCUUAGAUUACUACAAGCCUCCUGUAACAAAGGCAGUGAACUCGCAAAAAUGUAUCAGAGUCGGUGGAAAGCACAACGAUCUAAGGGCUGUUGGCAAUGACGGUUAUCAUCACACCUUUUUUGAAAUGCUUGGCAACUGGUCUUUUGGAGAUUAUUUUAAAGAGGAUGCUUGCUCAUAUGCCUGGAACUUGUUAACAAAUGUAUAUGACAUACCCAAAGAAUGGUUGUAUGUAACAUAUUUUGGCGGUGAUGAGAAAUUAGGCAUGAGUCCAGAUCUAGAGUGUAAAGAUAUUUGGUUGAAAUUAGGCCUUCCAGAAAAUAAAAUUUUGCCUUUUGGUAUGGAAGACAAUUUUUGGGAAAUGGGGAUAUCAGGUCCUUGUGGACCUUGUACAGAGAUAUAUAUAGACUUUACGAAACAAUCGGCUAAUCAAGCUGAACAAAUAAAUAAAGGAUAUCCCAAUAUUAUGGAGUUAUGGAAUAUAGUUUUUAUACAAUAUGAAAGGCUUGCAAAUGGAUAUAUAGUACCUUUACCAAACCAUCAUGUUGAUACAGGCAUGGGAUUUGAGCGAUUAGUUAGCUUACUACAAGGAAAAAAAUCAAAUUAUGAUACAGAUCUCUUCCAGCCAUUAUUCAAUGCGAUACAAAAGCGCUCGAACGCGCCAGAGUAUAAGGGAACAUUUGGUGAUGAUGAUACAGGCAAGAUUGACUAUGGUUACAGAAUUCUAGCUGAUCACACAAGAAUGAUUACUGUUGCACUAGCUGAUCAUAUGUUACCUGAACAACAUCCAAAAUUGCGGAAAGUAUUGCGAAACGCGAUAGACGUAGGAGAAAAAGUUUUUAAAAAACCUAACAUAGUUUCAGAACUUGUUUGCAACGUAGCUGAUAAUUUAGGUGUAGCUUAUCCAGAAUUGCACACUAAUCUGAAACAGGUACAAAGAAUAAUAGACUUUGAAGAUGAUCUAUUAAAAAGAUUACGAAACACUUCUGGUAAAAUGUGGAGUAAGAUAGUUGAAACUCGUCCCGAAUUAACAGCAAUCACCGAUUCGAUGGCUCCUGGUCUAGUAGAUGGCUAUAAAGAUCUACAAUCCAUGUUGAAAGAAUUACGUAAAACCAAUGUAUUAUCCGGGACUGUCGCAUUUAAACUAUACGAUACUUACGGCCUUAAUUCAGAAACUAUAGCGGAAUUGGCACAAAUCGAAUCUUUACACUUUGAUGAAAUUGGUUUUGAAGAGCAACUUAAUAAUCGUAAAUAUCAAUCACGAUUUGGAUUAGGAAAACAUAGUACUGUAAUUACUAAAGAAUCUUUAGGAAUACUAAAAAAAAAUCAUGUACCUAAGACGGAUGAUUCAUUUAAAUAUAAUUAUACAUAUGACGGAAACACCUAUAAAUUUCCAGCACUUAAUAGUAAACUCAUCGGUAUUCUUCUCAAUGGAGAAUUAGUUGCAAAUAAAAAUGAUUCCAACAUUACAAAAAUUAAUAAUGCUGACCAUAAAAUAACUAUAAAUAUUGGCAAGAUACAGAGUGAUACAGAUGAGAUUGGUAUUAUAUUGGACAGGACUGUAUGUUAUUCAUUAGAAGGUGGUCAAGUUUCAGAUAAAGGAAAUAUUUGUAUUAAAAAUCUACUUUUUAAUGUAGAUAAUGUCAGAAAAGUAAGUGGUUACGUGAUUCAUUCUGGACAUUUCACCAAAACAGAUUUAUCCAUAUCAGACUUGCAUUUACAAAUAGGGGAUGAUUGCCUAGUCAAUAUAGAACCAAAUAUUCGUAUUGGAGCGAUGAAACACCAUACAGCUACGCAUUUAUUAAAUGCAGCUUUAAAGCAAAUUAUGCAAGUAAUUUAUCAACGUGGAUGUACAGUCGAUAUGGAUAGUUUAAAAUUUCAGUUUAAUUCAUUUGGCGAACAACUGACAUCACAACAAAUGAAAGCAAUAGAAGUUUGCAUUAAUAACAUUAUACAGUCACAUGUUGCAACAACUGUGCACACUGUGAAUUCGCUUGAACUAUUAAAGCAAAAUGAUGUUACAUUGGUCCCAGGAGAGAUAUAUCCUUACACAGGCAUUAAAAUCGUAGAAAUCAAUACCAAUGAUUUGAAAGCGAAAGAAACGUGUUGCGGUACACAUGUUCAUAAUACAGGUGUAUUACAACACUUUUGUUUUUUAACAUAUACCUCAAAAGGAGCAACAAAGCGCACUAUUAAGGCUGUUGUUGGCCCGGAAGCCUUACGUAGCAAGCAAGCUGGUGAAAGAAUAUGUCAGAGGCUCGCAGAGAUAGAAGAUGCUUUACUAACUGACAAAUUCACAUAUGAACUAUUUAAUGCAGAAAUAAAUCAAAUAAAACAAGAAAUUAAUGAUCAACACACACAAGUACCAUUACCUUACUUGAUCAAGCAAAGAUGUUUAACACAUUUGGAGAAUUUGAGCAAGACAAUGUGGCUGCGACAGAAAGAAAUUGAAAAGGAUUCUAUAACUCGUGAAAUCACUAACGCCAUAAAUUCAUCAUCUUAUUUUAUUGUGUAUUGUUUGAACAAAAAUCCUACAUAUUUGUCACUGCAUGAAGUUGUGUCCCUCUUUUCUGGGAUACCAAUAUUAAUUCUAUCUUAUACGAAUGGAUUUGUAAAGGCAAGAUGUACAAUACCACAGGAAACGAUCUCUAACACAUUUAAUGCACAAACUUGGAUGAAUAUUGUCCUUCAAAUCUUUAAUGCAGAGCAUGGACCUAUUAAGGGAUUCAAACCCAUGUUGGUUGCAAGUAUGAAAUCUACAAAAGUAUCAAAAGAUUUUCAAGUACAUAUCGAAAAAGCAAUUACAGAGGCUACCAAAUUUGCGUUCACGCAUAUAAAGAAAGUUGAGACCGCUAAUAAUAAAAAUCAGUAAAUAAUUUA
Solenopsis invicta (red fire ant) is the source of this 3116-nucleotide messenger RNA. RefSeq names its product alanine--tRNA ligase, mitochondrial (gene AlaRS-m). NCBI's taxonomy places the organism in Eukaryota, Metazoa, Arthropoda, Insecta, Hymenoptera, Formicidae. Gene Ontology annotation, biological process: alanyl-tRNA aminoacylation; tRNA modification. Bases 1 to 3108 code for a protein of 1035 amino acids. The record is from RefSeq and is a predicted model, not a curated record. Gene Ontology annotation, molecular function: amino acid binding; alanine-tRNA ligase activity; aminoacyl-tRNA deacylase activity. The transcript has 12 exons. Gene Ontology annotation, cellular component: cytoplasm; mitochondrion.